AUGAGCAGUGAUUCUACCUUCGAGAGAACGGUCAAUGGUGGGCAAUCUAGUGAUGAAGGUAGUCGCACACAAAUUGCCGAUAGCGCAGCCUUACGAGAAGCCAAUGAGCUCUUAGAAACUUUAGAACAUACUCAUCGAAAUGACCUGGCACUGCAUCUAUAUUCGACGCAUCUGCUAAAAUCAGUACUGAAAGCCGCAAAUCGUAAAAACUUCGCAUUAGAAACAAAUACUUUCAUCAAGACUCAGAUUAAAGAUAACUGGACAAGCUGGCCUAACCCAUCUACAGUAAUAGACCCACAAAUUGAUACAAUCUUUGAGGACGGUACUGAUCUUAUUUCCACAGGUUCCAGCAGCCUGGAACCCGGUGAAAUUUCUCCUGCUGGACUCGAGCAUGCUUCAAUAAUGGUAAAGGCUGAAUUGAACGCUGUAUGGCACAACAUUCUAGCGGCGAAAGCGUCAAGGUGUGGUUUAACGCUUGAUAUUGACAAAAUGGACAUUCCAACAGAUAUUUCCACUGCAAUCAUGAACAAAAUGGACCACUUCUUCAAGGGUUUACAUACUACUGUGGCAUCCACAAAUAAAAUAAAAUUAUCACAGACGAGCGGUUCUAGUCGGCUCACAAUAUCAGAAUCACGGCUCGGCAGUACACCGGUUAGAAUGAACAGAAAAAUCAAGCUGGAUCAUAGAGACAUCCUGACUCGCGGGUGUAAAAUGGGUGACGACAUGUACGAAAUAUACAUGAAGACUCUUGAACUAUACAGCGACAUACCGAUGAAAUACCGGAAAAGGGAGUUUAAGCUUUCAAAAAAAGAAUUGACCAAGUAUACAGCAAAGACGAGAAGGGAACAUAAGAAGCCAAUAUCAUAUUCCAUGCAAGAUAAUGGUUAUAUCAGUGCAGAAAAGCUAUUGAAGCAGAAUACCUUAUCGUUUGAGGACAGGAUUAAAUUAAGAAGUAUUCUCCACAAGGAUCGGGAUCGUUUGAUAGACAAGAAAACCUUCUUGUGGAUAAAGGGCUGUAGUCAAGAAAGCAAUGAAGAUACUCUAGAAAAAGAUGCAUAUGCAACAGACGACUGGAUCGUCCCGUUGCGGCGCACUCACUCAAAGAGCAAUCGAAAAGAUUUCCUCAAACACAAGAUCUAG
Messenger RNA from Lachancea nothofagi CBS 11611, 1140 nucleotides. The record is from the annotation of a GenBank genome assembly. Lineage: Eukaryota; Fungi; Ascomycota; Saccharomycetes; Saccharomycetales; Saccharomycetaceae.